This is a messenger RNA of Nannospalax galili (Upper Galilee mountains blind mole rat), 300 nucleotides long. RefSeq names its product C-C motif chemokine 8. The transcript has 3 exons. Gene Ontology annotation, biological process: positive regulation of GTPase activity; cellular response to tumor necrosis factor; lymphocyte chemotaxis. Gene Ontology annotation, cellular component: extracellular region. Gene Ontology annotation, molecular function: CCR chemokine receptor binding; chemokine activity. Bases 1 to 300 code for a protein of 99 amino acids. The record is from RefSeq and is a predicted model, not a curated record. NCBI's taxonomy places the organism in Eukaryota, Metazoa, Chordata, Mammalia, Rodentia, Spalacidae.
AUGAAGAUCUCCGCAGCACUGCUGUGCCUGCUGCUCACAGCUGCCUCCAUCAGCCCCCAGGAGCUGGCUGGACCAGAUUCGGUGUUCAUCCCAAUCACCUGCUGCUAUAACUUGUCUGGUCAGAAGAUCCCUAUCCGGAGGUUGAAGAGUUACAAGAGACUCACCAACGCCCAGUGUCCCCAAGAAGCUGUGAUCUUCAAGACCAUUGUCAAUAAGGAGAUCUGUGCUGACCCCAGGGAGAAGUGGGUCAUGGAUUUCAUGAAGUACUUGGACCAGAAGUCUCAAACCCUGCAGCCUUGA